AGCGGUUUUAUCGUCCCAGUCAAAAGCCCAGGGAGCUAUAUCGCUAGCAUACUCAUUAUAAGCAGCCUCGGCCUCAGUUAGAUAGGUGGCGUCAUUCGUCAACAGAGACUGUCGUGGGUGUGCUCUGACCAUAGGGUCGUUUGUAGCAUUGAUUGCUUUGUGCUCGGCAUACACUGUAGACGUAGAACGAAAAGAAGUCUGGAGACAGCCCGGAGAAGUUCAGCGGCACAUGCGCGGGAUCUGCCACUUCCAAGUUCUAGAAUUGCAGAGGCAAGGAAAAUGGUGGAUGAAUGUCAGUUUUGACAAACCAACUCAUGGUUUUCAGUCAUGGAUUAUGAAGACUGUUGAAGUUUUGAAUGAGGGUCAACUCUACCGUUUGCGCAGCAAGUAUGAGUACCACCCUCGUAAUGUGUCAGUAGAAUUUAUAAUUGACUUCUAUGGGGCACCACCAAAAGGGGUCUGCAAUAGCAACAUCAAGGACCCUAACCCACUGCCUCCAACAGUUCCAGCAUUUGUUCCCCCAGAAAACUGUCCCAAAGCCCAGGGCCCCGGAUUGACAUCAGCCAUACAGAAGGAAUCGGUAUGGAGCGCUGGAUCCGCAAAAACCAUGACUGCUUUUUGUGAUUUUGAAUUUGCUAAGGAUCUCAAGAAAUACUGCAUCACUGUUGACCUUGACCAACAAUCAUCUGCAUUUUCAGCAUGGUUCACCAAGACUGUUUACUCUGAACCGAAUGGUUUGACAUAUACUACAAGAAACCGCUUCAAUGGAAGACAUCCCUGGAUCGCCUACGCACCUGGAAUCCAGUUCAAAUUCCAGAUGAGCUUUAAGAACAGUGUACCUAACGGUAACUGUACUCUGUAUACAUGGGACUGAGAUAUGUUGUUCUGCUAUUAUGUAAGGAAUAAAUCAUUUUUUGUGAUA
This is a messenger RNA of Saccostrea echinata, 922 nucleotides long. RefSeq lists its product as uncharacterized. NCBI's taxonomy places the organism in Eukaryota, Metazoa, Mollusca, Bivalvia, Ostreida, Ostreidae. The transcript is spliced from 4 exons. The record is from RefSeq and is a predicted model, not a curated record. The coding region runs from base 230 to 874 and encodes 214 amino acids.